Messenger RNA from Dothidotthia symphoricarpi CBS 119687, 1083 nucleotides. Its product is annotated as phosphoserine phosphatase-like protein. Gene Ontology annotation, biological process: dephosphorylation; L-serine biosynthetic process. The record is from RefSeq and is a predicted model, not a curated record. Gene Ontology annotation, molecular function: L-phosphoserine phosphatase activity; magnesium ion binding. The coding region runs from base 1 to 1083 and encodes 360 amino acids. The transcript has a single exon. NCBI's taxonomy places the organism in Eukaryota, Fungi, Ascomycota, Dothideomycetes, Pleosporales, Dothidotthiaceae. Gene Ontology annotation, cellular component: cytoplasm.
AUGGACACCGAGCCGCCCACCGCCUUCGAUGUUGUACCUACGCACCUCGUAGCGACUCUCUUCUACAAAGCCCCCACACCCGAUGUCGUCCCCGCCUCCCCUAACGAAUUGAGCAAUGGCACCGCUCCCACGGGAAAACUUGAAGAGCAACCUCUCGAGCCGAGUCACGUCAGCCAAAGCUGUCUGUCCGACUUCUUCGUUACGCUCACAAACAUCAUCUCUGGAUUGCAGCAAGAGACAAUACAGAGCCGGAAGCUGCAAAGCAGAAAGUUAUGCAGAGUGGUCGAAACCACCUUUCCACUCCCAAGCACAUCAACCCUCAAUCUUGACACAUUGCGACGACAUGAGGCCGUAAGCCAGUUCGAGAAGAAGUGGAGUGUCGAAUGUGUCUUCCAGGCAGACACCAUAUAUCGGCGACACAAAAGACUUGCUGUCUUCGACAUGGACUCGACGCUCAUCCAGCAGGAGGUCAUUGACGAAAUUGCCUCGCUCAUUGGCGUCGAAAAGGAGGUUUCUGCUAUCACAGCCGCGGCCAUGAAUGGCGAACUCGAUUUUGAAGCGAGCCUUCGUGCACGGUGCAGAUUACUCAAGGGUGUUCCGAGCAGCGUCUUCGAGACACUGAAACCACGCAUCACACUCAACCCAGGUGUAAACGAUCUCAUCGUAGCCCUGAAACGCCUGGGAUUCAAGACUGCCGUUCUCUCUGGUGGCUUCACACCUCUUACAGGCUGGAUGGGUGCCCGGCUUGGUUUAGACUACGCUUUCGCCAACCAUCUUGUCGUAUCCGCAGACGGGCAACACCUGACGGGUGAGCUGACCGGCGAAAUUGUGCACGCAGAGAAAAAACGACAACAUGUACUCGAGAUCGCAAGCCAAGAGGAAAUUCUUCUAGAACAAGUAAUUUGCAUCGGCGACGGUGCCAACGAUCUGCCCAUGAUGGGCGUCGCGGGACUGGGCGUCGCCUUUCACGCGAAACCCAAGGUGCAACUGCAAGCACCGGCAAGGCUGAAUAGCAAGAGCAUGAUGGACGUGCUCUAUCUUUUUGGCGUGACAGAAGCGGAGCAGGAAAUGUUGUUACGAUAG